Engraulis encrasicolus (European anchovy) is the source of this 2671-nucleotide messenger RNA. Its product is annotated as GTPase IMAP family member 8-like. NCBI's taxonomy places the organism in Eukaryota, Metazoa, Chordata, Actinopteri, Clupeiformes, Engraulidae. The transcript is spliced from 7 exons. The record is from RefSeq and is a predicted model, not a curated record. Bases 14 to 2617 code for a protein of 867 amino acids. Gene Ontology annotation, molecular function: GTP binding.
GCUGUUGGAGAAGAUGGAGGAGAUUAUCUGUGGAAAUGGAGGUCGUCACUAUGAGAUGGACAUGAAGAGACAGGAGGAAGUGACGAAGAGGAAGGAGCGAGCUACUGCAAGAAUGAUGAAGGUGGAGGAGCAAAGGCAGCAUUUACAGUCCCUGAAGGGACAGCUAGGCCUACUACCUCAACUACAGUUCAGAAUUGUGCUGUUGGGAACCCGACUGUCUGGGAAGAGUUCAUCAGGAAACACCAUCCUGGGCAGAGAGGCAUUUGACCUGAAGAGAACCACUCAGUGUGUGACGAGACAGGGAGAGGUAGCUGGCAGACAGCUCACUGUAGUUGAAGCUCCUGGAUGGUGGCGUUUUUGUGAUCUUCAAACAAAACCUGAGCUCACUAAACAGGAGAUUGUGCUCAGUGUGUCUCUGUGUCCUCCAGGACCCCACAUCUUCCUACUGCAUGUGCAUAUUGCUGACCCUAGUUCAUCACAAUACAUAGAAAACACAUUGGAACAUGUCACUUAUCUAGGUGAGGAAGUGUGGAGUCACACCAUGGUGCUGUUUAGCCGUGGAGACUGGCUAGGGGAGAAACCCAUUGAGCAGUACAUAGAAAGUGAAGAGGCCCUGCAGUCUCUAGUAGAGAAAUGUGGCAACAGAUAUCAUGUCCUCAACAACAUGGACAAAGGUGACCGAGAGCAGAUCACAGAGCUGCUAGAGAAGAUGGAGGAGAUUAUCUGUGGAAACGGAGGUCGUCACUAUGAGAUGGACAUGAAGAGACAGGAGGAAGUGAUGAAGAGGAAGGAGCGAGCUACUGCAAGAAUGAUGAAGAUGGAGGAGAUUAUCUGUGGAAACGGAGGUCGUCACUAUGAGAUGGACAGGAAGAGACUGGAGGAAGUGAUGAAGAGGAAGGAGGGAGCUACUGCAAGAGUGAUGAAGGUGGAGAAGCAAAGGCAGCAUUUACAGUCCCUGAAGGGACAACUACUGCCUCAACUAGAGUUCAGAAUUGUACUGCUGGGAUACACGCUGUCUGGAAAAGGUUCAUCAGGAAACACUAUCCUGGGCAGAGAGGCAUUUGACCUGAAGAGAACCACUCAGUGUGUGACGAGACAGGGAGAGGUAGCUGGCAGACAGCUCACUGUAGUUGAAGCUCCUGGCUGGUGGGUAAAUGUAAACCUCAAAAACACAGCUGAGCUCCCUAAACAGGAGAAUAUGCUCAGUGUGUCUCUGUGUCCUCCAGGACCCCACAUCUUCCUACUGCAUGUACGAUUAGGUAGUGCUGUAAUACAAGCAGACAUAGAUAGCAUGCUGGAACAUGUUAAUCUCCUAACUGAGCGAGUGUGGAGUCACACUAUGUUGCUGUUUACCCAUGGAGACUGGCUGGGAGACACACCCAUUGAGCUGAUCAUAGAGAGUGAAGUGGCCCUGCAGUUUCUAGUAGAGAAAUGUGGGAACAGAUAUCAUGUUCUCAACAAUAUGGAAAGAGAUGAUUGUCAGGUGCUAGAGUUGCUGGAGAAGAUUGAAGACUUGGUGGCAGGAAACGGAGGCCAGCACUUUGAAAUUGACAAUAACAAAGUCCUGGCAAUCCAGAAGAAGAGAAGACAUCUCAUCAAAAGAGCAGAGGACAGAGAGGAAUCAAUUCACAAACAAAGGGAUGUAAUCCAAUUUGUUAUGGGUGCCGGGCUGCCUCUACCACAGGUACGAAUCCUGUCUCUCCAGUAUAUGGAGGAGUUAUUAUUUUCAGACCCAAAUGGUGAGAUGCUUUCAGACGGAGUAACACUUCAGUCUGAAACAAAACAUUGUUCCAUUGAAGACCAAGACAUCACUACAGUCCUAGUCAAAAUGUCCCAAAGUGCAAACACUCUACAGGAGACCAAAGAUGCGUUUGUGUCCACCCUAUCUCUCUGUGAUCCUGGGCCACAUGCCAUCUUCUUGGUAGUUGAGAUGUCCCUUCACUUCUCUGAAGAAAAUAGAAGACGGCGACAGAUACACUUAGAGCUGCUUGGAGAAAACGUUUGGGACCACGUCAUAGUUGUGUUUGUGUCAAAGGAGUACCACUUAGCAUACAAGCUGUACGAGAGGAUUGAGGAGUACAUUGAAAUGGAGGGGGAGGCCCUACAGUGGCUUGUUGAGAAAUGUGGGGGCAGAUAUAUCUGUCGAAAAGAUAAGAGCAUGUCAGAUGAACUCAAGAGAAUUGGUGAGAUGAUGCUUGUAAACGGAGGCAGAUAUUUCCGGUACGAGGAGGGCAGAACCAAUCAAACCACAGCAGCAACAGCAGACUGGAGGCGGGAGCAGAUGCUGGAACUGAAGAAGAAGGAGGAUGAGCUGGCUCAGAGAAGGAGGACAUCCCUACAGUUGGAAAGUGAGGAUGUAAAUCAAGGAACGUACGACACACACAUCUCAGACAAAGCCGUAGAAGAAGGCUCUGUGCUAUCAGUAGCAAGGAGCAUUAUUGAACCCCCCAGGAUGGGUGGAGAUGACUUCUCAUUCUACAGCCUACACAUCUCAGACACAGCAUCUGAAGCCCCCUCAGAACAAGAUACCGGAAUAUCAGUAGCUAAGAGCAUGAACAUACCCCCUAUGAGUAUGUCAAGAACAGUUGGAAUAAACAUUUGCAAAGAUACUGUAUAACAUGCUAUGUUGAAUGUGAAAUGAUUUGUGGAAGAGGAUGAGAGGUCUGACUUA